AUGGCCGACAUACCACUCUUUGUCGUUUCUGAAUACUCCGCCUCCGAGAGGCGCGUCACGCCAUCAUGGUCCAUCUCCGAGUUCAAGGCAAAGAUGGAGUCCGUGACUGGUAUCCCGCCCGGCUCUCAAAAGCUCACUUACAAGACAGCCACGUCGGAAAAGAUGUCAAUGGACGUCGCAGACGAGGAUGCCACCCUCCUCUCUGCCUUCCCUCUCGCUAAGAACGGAGAGAUUCACAUUACCGAUCUUCGCCCGCCAUCCGCCCGCCCCAAUCUCAACGAUACCUCGGGCGUAGAAAAGUACGUAAUGUCCGAAGAGGACUACGCGUCAAAGACGGACUCGGUCCUGGCGUGGAAAAAGGCGCAGAAACUCGGGCGUUUCGACCCCAACGCGCCCAGCCAUGAACAGGCCAAGAUUGCAGGCUAUCAACAGGAGAUUCGUGAACGCGGAAUCGAGGUCGGCAAGCGGUGCCGAGUUGGCCACGAAGACACGCGGAGGGGCGAAAUCAUGUACGUGGGUGACGUGGCGGAGAUACCCGGCGGUCUCGGCGCCUGGAUUGGGGUCAAGCUUGACGAGCCGGUAGGCAGGAAUGACGGUAGUGUCGGCGGGACGAGGUAUUGGGGUCAACCAUCGGAAGUAAAGUAUGGGGUGUUUGUCAGGCCCGAGAGGAUAGAAGUCGGCAACUUUCCGGCGUUGGAUGACUUGGAGAUGGAAGAGAUCUAA
Messenger RNA from Parascedosporium putredinis, 723 nucleotides. The record is from the annotation of a GenBank genome assembly. NCBI's taxonomy places the organism in Eukaryota, Fungi, Ascomycota, Sordariomycetes, Microascales, Microascaceae.